Messenger RNA from Struthio camelus australis, 6992 nucleotides. RefSeq names its product coiled-coil domain containing 77 (gene CCDC77). The record is from RefSeq and is a predicted model, not a curated record. NCBI's taxonomy places the organism in Eukaryota, Metazoa, Chordata, Aves, Struthioniformes, Struthionidae. Gene Ontology annotation, cellular component: centrosome.
CUCAAAUAAUCCAUGGGACUUCUCUUCCAUAACAUUUAUAUCUUCUCUGCCUUUCCAGCAGUAGGCCCUUUCUCCAGAGUAGAAUAUACUAGAUCUCCAUCCCCGAGUCAGGGGGACUUCACUCCUCUCCCCUCAAUCAAUGAGCGCCUAGCCUUCCUCCACCCUUCCCGGGAGCUGUUGGAAUACUACCGCAAGAAGAUUGCUGAAUUUGAUGAAGAACAUGAAGAUUUGAUAAAAAGGCUGGAGAGAUACAAAGAAACUUAUGAUGAGCAGCACAAAUUGCAGUGGGAAGUACGUCAACGAGAAGAAGAGAUUGUGGAGUUGCAAAAGGCUUUGAGUGACAUGCAAGUCUACCUCUUCCAGGAGAGGGAACAUGUCCUUCGUCUUUACUCAGAGAAUGACCGUCUGAAAAUCAGGGAAUUAGAAGAUAGAAAAAAAAUUCAACAUCUUCUGGCUUUAGUGGGAACAGACAAGGGAGAAGUUACAUAUUUUCACAAGGAACCUCCACAUAAGGUCACAGUUCUGCAAAGGCCAGCUAAAUCCAGGGAUCUGCAUGAACAAGAUGGUAUUUCUAGAACAGGCACCAAGAGGAGCACUUCAAAAUCGGCAGCAAGAGCAGAGAAACCAGAAAGUCCUGAGAGAUAUCAGAGAGACAAUCAAACACUCUUACUUCAGGUGGAGGCCCUGCAAGCUCAGAUGGAAGAGCAGACACGAUUAUCCAGGGAACAGCUUGAGGCACUACUAGAGGACAGGCGGAUUCAUAUGGAGGAAGCCAAGGUCCAGCAUCAGAGGGACCAGGACAAGAUUAAAAACAUAACGGAUAAGCUUCAUAAGACCCAAAAUCUUUUGUAUGAGAGUACACGAGACUUCCUCCAGCUGAAGUUUGAUGCUCGAGCCAAUGAGAAAACAUGGAUGGCAGAGAAGGACAGUCUGUUGAGGAAACUUGACAAGGGCCCAGAUCAGCUCAUCAGCAAGAAGACAGAAAGAGAGAAGCAGAGAGACAUCAAGAAGAUUGCUCAGGCAGAUUAUGAAGUUUGGAAAUUCCAUAGUGGAGAAAUAAAGUCACUGCAAGAGCAACUAAUGCAGGAACAGCACCUAUCAAACAUGUACCGAGAGCAGUGUGUCACCUUAGAAGGUGAGCUGGCUAGGAUUCGUGAGGAGGGAGAUGUUGGCAGAGAGCUCUUUAAGGAACGCUCAGAAAAGAUGGGAAAGCGCCUGCAGCUAAUGACUCGGCGAUAUGAGGCCUUGGAAAAGCGGCGUAAUAUGGAAGUGGAAGGUUUCAAGAAUGACAUCAAGCAGCUUCGGCAGAGGCUGAAAGAUGUAGAGAAGCAGCUUUUCAAGGUGACUCUAAAUAUUGGACCAGACCAGGAUCUUGCAAUUCUGCAUGAGGUCCGCCAAGGAAACCGACGAACCCACAAAAUCCAAGGAGAAUUGAAAACAUUAAAGGCAAAAAUUUAUGGCUUAGAGAAUGAACUACGAGUCUGCUGAUGCUGAGGUAUUAGCCAGCAUCCUGUUUGUUAGGAACAGGGCCAUCGCUAGGUUGGAAUAGUCAUCCUUAAGAACAGCUCUUGCCUGUCUGCUUUCUGCUAUCUAACGACAGAAGGCUCGAGGAAAUCUGCAGUUAAUGUCAUGAUAUCAUACACCAGCCAUUCCUUACACACCCAGCUAUGUUGCUGUUUUGGCUGAGAGAUGACACUGAUAAUAUAUCAGUUAUGUACUUUCUAUGUUCAUCUUAUUAGGGUUUUGCUUAAGACUUUAUCUGUGACACUGCAUGCUGGUCUUUAGCUUUAUUUGGAACACAGUACAAACCACAUGUGGAAUUAAUAAUCAUGAAAGGAACUAAUUUUCAAGAUCUGAAUUGCUUGUCUGAUGUUUCUGUAUGUGAGAAGCAGCUUUUAAAGUGAUUAAAUGAUUUUAUGGUGUGUAGACGUUUCAGGACAUAACUGGAAUUUUUCUUAAAAAAAAAAAAAUUAAAUAGAAAGUCAGUAUUGCGUUUGAGUCCCAUCUAACCUUGACAGUGGAGCUGUUCUAAAAUAGCUUCCCUUCCCUUGAUUCCAACCUAAUUGGGACAAACCCUUACUGAUUUAAUAUGGUGGAUAAUCCAUUGUAGAACUCAUGUGAGAACCAGCCACAUCAUCUCCAUUUGUUUUGGAUGUUUUAGUAGGGGUAAAAAAGAUUGCCUCAGAGUCAUCUUCCUCUGCCUUUUCUCCCAGGUUAUCUUAAUGCACAGGAGCCCAUACUAAAAGGCAACUAGUAUCCUCCUUAACAGUUGUAUCAUCUACCUUUGUUGCUUUAAACAAUGCGAUGGUUACAUAACAAUCAUAGCCAGCUUUUGCCCCAGUGUUGCAGUUACUGAACAGUAACAGGGACUGGGGUGGGGGAGCAUGUUUCUACAUGGUCUCUGGUUGUAUGACCAUCUCCACACCAGACAUCAGGUUAUUGCAAUUCUAGAAAACCUUUGAGAGCAUGAAGAGCACUAGAACAUAGCUCCAGCCCAGUUUAUAACUGCAGGGUAAUUAACCUUUUACUGUAUUGGCAGCAAAUUGUGUCCACCUUGUAGACUGAGAGUGGAUCUGUGUUGGAAGGAGGAUUUUGGUGCCUUAAGGUUUCUUACCAUAGCUUCACUUGCUUAAAUGUGACAGAAGCAGAACAUUGCCUUUCUGAAAAAGCCUUCUAUAGGCUACCAGAACUUCCUUCCCAUUUGAAAAGCAAUGAGUGGUGCAUGAAAGCAGGCAGUUUCUCUUAGAUUUAGUAGUGGCCGUAGAGAUCCUCAUUCAGUGUCUGAGAGGCAGGGAAGCAAAAAAAAAAAAACCUUUCUGUGCUGUGAAGAUUUAGAGAAAUAAUUGUUCUCUAUAGUACUGGCUAAGGCAUUUCUUCUAAGGGGAAAAUUCUUCCAAGAAUUCAAGGCCUGCUGCAUUAGUACAUCUUUGUGAAAAGCUUGCUGGCCCCUAUGGUCCUCUAAUGUGGCUUCAGUUGGGCAUAUGUAUUCUGGAAGCCAAACUCCUCAUAAGCAGAGGUUCAGAGGCUUUAAUGUGGCUGGCUGACCACUUGUACGCCUGGAUGCUCAAAUACUUGUUGCAGUCUCUAAAUUCUAAACUGACAAGAGCUUUAAAAUAUGUUCAGCUUAAUGCUGAACUAUUACAAAAAUUGAUUCAUGAAAAGUUCAGGUGCCCACACAACGUGGACAAGCUGAGGAAGGUUAUUAGACUCUGAUGGCAAUAGCAGUUUUGCUAUUUCUUAGUUGAUUAGUACUUUAUCAGAUAAGCUUCCUUUAGCUAGCCACCUUUGUGGAAUAACAUCCUGCUAGUUUGAAGAUGGGAUAUCAAAAAUAUUACCACUGUUCCUGAAAGGCUACUUCUGAAAAAUUACCACAUAAUGAAGUAGAUGCUUAUUUUGCAGAAUCCAUCUACUUCAAAUUCAGUUAACAGGAAGCUAGCAAAUUGGUCUCUUGAACGUGUAGAAAUUGGUUUCUGUUUGCUUGCAAUUCCUGCAAGCUAAAGAGUAGCCUGAGAAAGUAACUUUUCCUCACCUGAAAGCCAUAAAAUGUGUAUGGUUAAAGGCUGUAGGCUUGGACAUCUAGGUCUGUAAGUCCGGGACAAGUAUUGGGGAAAGAAGGAUACAAAUGCUCAACUUCUUGUCUUCCUUACCAAUAUUACUUGAAAGUCUGAAGACUGUAAAAGGGCAGCAUUCCUACUAUACCUGCUGGUACAUCAAAAUCAAAGUGCAGCUCCAACUUUAUUCUUGGUUUGUCACUAGGCUGUGAACCCUUCCUAUGGUGAGCGGAAGAAAUUACACUAGUGCAGAUUUGUAAGUGCAUUUUAUUUGGAAGCUUGAAUAGUUUCUCCAAGGGCAGGAAGUGCAAAGUAUUGUACGUGAAUUUUUUUGUGAUGUCUUCAUGUGACCAUGUGAAAUAUUGCUUUCAUGUUGUUGCCAAAACAAAUGGGGACCUUCAGGCCAAGAGUUGCUUUAAAUAACCAAGACAUCUAUCUACCCUUUAAGAUCUGUCACUGAAGAACUGACAUUUCUAAAGGGUUUUCCUGAAAAAGGUUCAGAGACCCGUAUUAGUCAAAAUAUUCUUCUAUUGUUUUGGGGUUGAAUAUAAAAUAGUUUUAAAAAAUGUACUCCAAAGACUGAUUAUCCUUUUUUGCUAAUUUAAAAGUUAGUAAUGUGUGAUUUGUAUCAUUUCAAUACAACUAAAUGUGAGGUUACGUAUGUAGAGCAAGAAUUUGAACUGUAUCUCCAAAAAGGCUGACCCUUGGAAUGUGGGGACUGACAAGGAUUAGAGGUCACAAAUGGACAAAUGUUGUUCUUGUGAACCUGGAUGCUAAAAUGUUCCCUGUGUAAAUAGGGUAAAGUGGGCAGGAGGUUAAAUUUUGUCAUGUAUAGGAUUUGUGAGAUCAGGAUAGAGUACAUACAUUACAAAAGAAGUUGAAAUACUGGACAAGACAACCACAGAUGAUUCAGCAGAGGAAAAAGACCAUGUAAGAACUCAAAUUGUAUUACAUUAAGACUGAUUAAUAUACAGGUACCUUGAGGGGAAAAAGAAAAACUCACAGAACCUCUUAAUCUCAGGAGGGAACAGCUGAGCAAAAACCAAUAGUCUGAAGCUGUAGUUAAACAUUGGGUAUUGAAAAUAAAGCAUGUCUUUAACAGGAAGAUUUUUUUUUUUUUCCUCACUACAACAACUCUUUGUGGAGGUGACAAGUCCUCCAUCUUCAAAACUAGAAAUGAUUGCACCUCUGGAAAAGUUAACUGUUUUUACUAAGUUACUGGUUCUAACACAUACUCAUGAAAUGUAAUGACAUGUGAAAUGUAUGACAUAUUAAUGGUCCCUUCUGGCUCUAAACCUAUUAAUUUUUUUUUAUAGGCAGUACUGAUAGAAUUUUUUCAGCACUCAUGCACUUGCUUUAAUUAUAGGAAAGUAUGCUGUAUCAGCUCACCCUUCACAGCAAGGUUACACAAGGUCAAAAAAAACCCUCCUCUCCCUAUGCCAGGACUUGCAGUAAUUCUCAGUUUAUGCUGUGACUACAUUUAGAGAGGUAAAUUAACUAUAACCUCAGUUCUGACAGCUGUCAGAAUAUAUCUAAAGUAGUAAUAUAUAGCUGUAUGCAAUCGCUGUACUUGAAAAAUGUUGACAUUAAUAGUAGUAUUUCUUCAGAAACAUUUUACUAAUAUAGAUGGAUUUUCUGCAGGCAGCCUAAUAUUCUGGAAUUGUAGUAUCUCUACAUGUAGGCUAGGAAAUCAUUCUAUGAUAAAAAAUCAGACACUUGUGAGUUAUAGGAGCAAUAUCGUGGUGCACGUCACGUUUUCAGAUCUGUUCCUAUUCAUGAAAAGCUAUGUCAUUCAGUUUUUUAAUUAUAGCACAUGAACAUGUUUAAUUCACUCGCACACACACGUGCACGCACCCCCCUACACCUACCUUCAUGCCCUGAACAGCUAUUCUAAAACUCUUGAGCCUAGCUGUGGAAGUACAUAAAUUUUUAAUGCAUGGACUGGGUUAUCUGCCAGAGUCUACUCAGGUACAGUAUACAGGGUAUGAGAGGUAGAAGUUACAAUGACUUUUGACUGCUGUAUUCAUAGGGUUUAGACACAAAGUUUGUUUCAAUUCUUACUGUAUCAAAAGUCUAGGGUUUUCUAUUUGAAAUAAGCCAUCAGAAGUAACUGAAAUUUAACCCAUGAGAGGGAGGGAAACAUUUCUGAUAUGAUACCUUAAAUACUUGGGGGCAGGGGGUGGACUUGUGGUAGUUCCUGUUCAGCUCAUAGGAACUGUUUGGAGAAAGGGCAUCUUUGAAUAAAGUUAAAGUGGCUGCUCUUCAAAUGAGCUCCAAAUAUAGCUGAAUAAAAAGAGCUUUCAAUGGAGGUUUGAUAUUCACUUAUAUGAAAUUAUACAUUUUAUUUAAUUAUGAGGCUGUGGGACUAAUUACAAAUGGGUAAAUAAGUUAAUUCUCUCUAUUCAGGGAAUGCAGAGGCUUUCUCUACAACAGCAUUUCAAUGCCAAAGCAAAAAAGGCCUGACUACAUAAGGCAUGAAGGUUUUCAUUGCUGAAAUGGAUUCAGUUUGAAAUAAAGAGCUCUGAAUUUAUCCAGGACAUGCUGAAUUUUCCUUGCAGGGAAAGGAGAAAAUUUAGGCAAGGUUUCAGUCAGAUGUGAAAAGAGCUCAUUUUCGAAAAUGAUCAAAGCUUUAGAUGCAUAUCUUUCAUUAGGGUAAUAUGUCUAAAUCCUGAAAAGGCUUUUGAAAAAAAAUCUCAUCUUAAACUGUAUAAAAACCUCUUAUUCUGAUGUGUAGAGCCAGAAGAACUGCAAAUAUGUGCUAGAUAUUGAGAGGUUGUUCUGAAGCCCAGAACAGAGCAGGGGCCUGAAAACAAUUCAGGCGAAUUCACAGGGCAGGACUGACCAGAAAUACUGGGAGGGGUUUGUGUGAAAUCAUGUCCUUGUUGCAGCAGAGAAGGAUGGGCAGGCCCUUCCUGUGGAGUGUUAUCUGGACACCUUAGGCUUGAGGAGACUUCUGAAGAGAGUCCCACUCUGUGAGAAGAGAAAUGCAUGAACGAGAGGCUUUCCACCUAGACAGGUACAGCUGUAUGAGAACGAUGGUGCAAGCCUGAUGCUGCUCAGUCAAAGCCAGAACUGAGGAAGUGUAGUCACCUGAACAGUGAGAACCAAUGAAGAUCUAACCCAAACCCAGGCUCAGGCCCAUCAUGUGAAUAGCGGUAGAAUAACUGUGUUGGUAAAAAUCACGUCCCUUCACAUAACACAGCUGUGUUAGUAAAACCCACCAUAUCAGCACUACUUCCCUUACGGGCAAGAGGGUCAUUUUGCCAGUUCAAUUUGUUAAGGGAGGGAACCACAUCGAUUCCCUUACUGUGAGGUAAACUGCAGCCAUGUUUCCUGUAAGAAACACUUCUGCCUUUGAGCCUCUUAAAUUAGGAAUGCUGAGAUGAAGUUGCUGUUUGCAGUUGAGAGCACAACUAAGGUCAGGAAGAGGGCUGUGGAGUC